CGUGCGGCGCCGGAGCUGCUCCGCGCGUCAGGUACCCCGGGGCGCUGGGACCCGGCCCGUCCCGGCGAGCCCCGGCUACCUCCCCCACCCAGGGAGGGGUCCGCCCGGAGGGCGGCGGGCCCGGGGCGGCGCUGUGGGAGGCGGGGCCCCGAGGGGUGGCCCAGGGCGCCGAGAUAGGAGCGCGGCCGCCCGCAGGCUGCCCGGGGCUCCGUGAUGUCGCUGGUGCUGCUGAGCCUGGCCACGCUGUGCUGGGGAACGGUGUCCCCGGAGCCGGUAAGCCUCCGCCCGCGCCCCUUUCCCGCGUUCCGAUCCUCGAGCCCGCACCCCGACGGCGUCCGACCCCCUCUCCGGCCCCCCAGCUCACGCUUGUUCGCGAAGGGCCGCCUGGAAGGCGCACGUCCGCACCCUCUGGGGCAGCCCGACGGGUCCCCGCCAGGUCGCCCUGGGCUUCAGGCUGCUCGAGUCAGGGGCGUCGGAACCAGACGAACCCGGACUCAAAUGCCAGCCUGCAUUCUGGAUUCAGUCAUUUAUGCUCGCCGAGGCUCCGUGUCUUCAUCUGUAAAGGGAAGAGUCCUACCCAACUCACUUGGAUUUAGUGAGGAACAACGACAGGGCUUGCAAGGCAGCAGCAAAGAGCGUGGCACAUAACUAUUCGGUGUGGCUCUGAACCUGGACCAUCUCCAGAGUGGAUGGUCCAACACACUCUGACCCCUGGAGACUUGAGGGACCUCCGAGUGGAACCUGUUAAAAGCAGUGUUGCAAUGGAGGACUAUUCCGUUUUGAUGAACGUCAGCUGGAGACUCCGGGCAGAUGCCAGCAUUCGCUUGCUGAAGGCCACCAAGAUCUGCGUGACAGGCAAGAGCAACGUCCAGUCCUACAGCUGCGUGAGGUGCAAUUACACGGAGGCCUUCCAGACUCAGACCAGACCGUCCGGCGGCAGGUGGACGUUUUCCUACGCAGGCUUCCCUGUAGAGCCGGACACAGUCUACCUCAUCGGGGCCCACAAUGUCCCCAAUGCCAACAUGAAUGAAGACCCCCCCUCCACGUCUGUGAACUUCACCUCACCAGGCUGCCUGAACCACAUAAUGAAAUACAGAAAAAAGUGCAUCGAGGCAGGAAGUCUGUGGGAUCCAAACAUCACUGCUUGUAAGAAGAACGAGACGGCAAUAGAAGUGAAUUUUACAACCAGCCCCCUUGGAAACAAAUACAUGGCUCUCAUCCAAAAUAUCAUUGUAAUUGGGUUUUCUGUCGUGCUGGAGCAGAACCCCCCAAGUCGAGCUUCAGUGGUGAUCCCAGUGACGGGGGAAAGUGAAGAUGCUGUGGUCCAGCUGAUUCCGUAUUUCCGUACUUGCGGCAAUGACUGCAUCCGACGCAAAGGAACAGUUGCGCUUUGCCCACAGACGGGCAUGUCCUUUCCCCUGGAUAGUCGCAGAAGCACCCUGGGUGGCUGGCUGCCUCUCUUCCUCUCAGCUCUGCUGGUGGCCACGUGGGUGCUGUCUGUUGGUGUCUAUCUACUGUGGAGGCAUGAAAGGACCAGGAAGGCUUCCUUGCCUACUACCACGCUCUUGCCCCCCAUUAAGGUUCUUGUGGUCUACCCAUCUGAAAUAUGUUUCCAUCACACAGUUUGUAACUUCACUGAAUUUCUUCAAAACCACUGCAGAAGUGAGGUUAUCCUUGAAGAGUGGCAGAAAAAGAAAAUAGCUGAGAUGGGUCCGGUGCAAUGGCUUACCACGCAGAAGCAAGCAGUGGAUAAAGUCAUCUUCCUUCUUUCCAAUGAUGUCAACCCCAGGUGUGAUGGCACCUGUGGCAGGCAUGAGGGCAGCCCCCACGAGAACUCCCAAGACCUGUUCCCCCUGGCCUUUAACCUCUUCUGUAGCGAUCUGAGAAGCCAGACUCCCCUUCACAAAUACAUGGUAGUCUAUUUUAGAGAGGCUGAUACCAAAGACGAAUACAGCGCACUCAGCGUCUGCCCCAAGUACCACCUCAUGAAGGACGCUCCUACUUUCUGUACAGAACUACUCCGUGUCAAGCAGCAGGUGUCAGCAAGAAAGAAGCUGACGGCCUGUUCCCUGUAGCCCACCCAUGAGAAGUGAGGGGCCUUGAAGCCCUCCUACUCUUCCCAUUACAGGGGGAAGUAUCUCAGAUGAUUCUGAAGUUUCCUGUAUGGACUAUGUACAGGGAGAUUUUAUAUACACCUGCUUUAUUCAGCAACAGGAAUAGGGAGGAUUCUAACUGAAUACAUACGCCUUAAUCAAAACUUUUAUGCCAAUAGAACUGUUACAAAUACUGCUAACUACUGUAGCAUCAACUAAAGGACAGAAACUAAAUUUACAAUUAUAAAGCUAAAUCAACUUCAUACCUAAAAGUCAAGGAGAAUUCCACCGCAGAACUAUAACCAGUCUAAUGACGCAAUGAUAGAGCCUCCUCCAGCCCAACAUCCAGUCCUGAAAAGCCCAUGCACUGCACAGUAAGGAGAACUGCUUAUUUCUGUGACAUUCUAAAUUUAGUGAAUACCAAAUUUAAGAGAGCCUUUGCGCAUUCCCUCAGUAACUUCACAGGUGAAAAACCCUCCAUUACAUACGAAAACCAUUUUUAAGAAAACAGAAUUGGGAGUAACAAGCUGAACUCCUCUUUGCUGACCUGAUGACACAUUACACGUCAGGUGUAUUAUCUGGCACUUGCAGUGGACCCUCCCGCUCUGGACUAGAUUCAGGUCCUAUCCGAUUCUUGUACAGGUGACUUUUAACAUGGACACCAACGUUCAUUACCUGCAGACCUGAUGUCUACUUUUGCUCACAGUUACCUAUUAGACGUUAUUGUCAAGAAUUCAGAGUUUCUCGGUUAUUAUGGGACUUUUCAUUUUCAAAACACAAAUAAUUCCUGCUCUGUUCAAAGUCAGCCAUCUACAAGUAAUCUUUUUAUAAAUGAGUUAUUAUAAUGGUUUACUUAAAUAAAAAAUCACCAGAGAGCUA
Molecule: messenger RNA, 2972 nt
Organism: Ailuropoda melanoleuca (giant panda)
Lineage: Eukaryota; Metazoa; Chordata; Mammalia; Carnivora; Ursidae
Gene: IL17RB
Product: interleukin 17 receptor B
Exons: 11
Coding region: 690-2075 (461 amino acids)
Molecular function (GO): interleukin-17 receptor activity
Source: RefSeq, a predicted model, not a curated record